AUGCAUUACUCUUUACUAAUUUUCUUUUGUAUUGGUAUAAUGAAUGGACAAUCGUCGCCAUUGCUCAAUGCUACUGAUUAUAAUAAAAAUAUUAAAGUGACAACACAAUCUAGUGUUGAAGAAUAUUUUACAGAUGAACCACUUCAACUUCCUAGCACUGGUUCGAAUGUAGAUGAGCAAACAGCUGAUCUUCUCUAUGCCGAUUCAAACACUUUACCAACUAGUGAUAUGAAAAAUCAACAAAAUUUACUGUAUGCCAAUGGUAAUGUACCUCAAUUCGAAGCAAAUCGGAAUGACGUUCAAAAAGAUAACAUACCAUCGUCCGAUUCAUGGAAUGCCGGUGAUUUUUAUCAAGAUCUUAAUAAAAUAAGACAAAAUGUUUAUCAGAAAUAUAGUGAGGAUGCAAAAAAUUAA
This is a messenger RNA of Didymodactylos carnosus, 414 nucleotides long. NCBI's taxonomy places the organism in Eukaryota, Metazoa, Rotifera, Eurotatoria, Philodinida, Philodinidae. The record is from the annotation of a GenBank genome assembly.